AUGGUAGAAGGAGAGAGGCUAUUGGUAGUAGGACUGUAUGCACCCAACCAAAGAAAAGCAGCCUUCUACAAAAAACUGGAGAAAAGACUAAUAGAAUUUAUAGAAGAAAAAAUGCUCCUAAUGGGAGAUUUUAACAGAGUGGUCGCCCCAGUGUUAGAUAGAGCUGGAAGGAAAAAAACUAACAAAGACUGCAAAUUACCAAAGUCCUUCUUUAAUAUGAUAGAAAGGCUGGAUUUAAUAGAUAGUUGGAGGGAUAAAAACCCCACCUCUAAACAGUACACAUUCUAUUCUGAGCCCAAUCAGAGCUCAGGAAGGAUAGAUUACAUCUGGGUGUCGAGAGAAUUAAGACCUAAAAUAAGCAAAAUUGAUAUCCCACCAAGAACCCUCUCGGACCAUAAUCCGAUGUAUUUAGAAUUGUUGGCUGCAUUGAUAUUUGUCGAUGCCGAAAAGGCGUUCGACAAUAUAUCUUGGGAAUUUAUGAAAAGGCUAAUAGAAAAAAGAGGUAUGGGAGAAAGGUUCAAAAAAUGUAUUGAGGCGAUAUACACCAGACAGAAGGCCAAACUAAUAGUAAAUAACACCUUAACAGAAGAGCUGAAUAUCUCUAAAGGAACGAGGCAAGGGUGCCCCUUAUCACCCUUGUUAUUCAUUUUGGUGUUGGAAGUCCUUAUGAACAAAAUAAGAAACAACAAGGGGAUAAGGGGAAUAAGGGUUGGUCGGAGAGAAUAUAAACAGAAGGCCUUUGCCGACGACCUGGUAUUAACACUGGAGGAUCCCGAAACCAGCUUAGAGGAACUAAUGAAGGAAAUGAAUAAUUUUGGAAACCUGGCAGGGUUCAGAAUGAACAAAAAAAAGACUAAAAUGAUUGUUAAAAACAUGACAAAAAAGGAAAGGGAAGAGCUUCAGGGGAAAUAUGGGAUCGAAAUGGCAAAAAGAGUAAAAUAUCUGGGAAUCUGGUUGUCAGACAAAAAUAUAAACUUGUAUAAUGACAAUUACAUCAAAACCUGGAGUGACAUUAAAAAAGAUUUGGAAACAUGGAAAAAUUUACAUCUCUCACUGUGGGGUAGGAUAGCCACAGUGAAAAUGAACAUACUACCAAGACUCUUAUUCCUGUUCCAAAUGGUCCCAGUAAUAAAGGGCGUCGGCACAUUCGAGCAGUGGAGGAAGGAGAUCUCCAGAUAUAUUUGGCAGGGGAAACCACCACAAAUUAGACACAAGAUAUUAAUUGACAAAAAGGAGAGAGGCGGUUUCGCGCUGCCAGACCUCAAACUAUAUUACGAGGCCUCCUGCAUGGUCUGGCUGAAAGAAUGGGUAACCUUAAAAGACCCCGAUCUUUUAGACCUUGAAGGGUUCAACAAUAGAUUUACUUGGCACAGCUACCUGUGGCAUGACAAAGUUAAAUCGCACAGAGGCUUCCUAUCUCAUGUGAUCAGGAAGCCACUGUAUGAAGUAUGGGCCAGAAAUAAGAACCUUCUGGAAAGAAAAACUCCAAGGUGGUUGUCCCCAACAGAAGUCUUGACUAUAAAAAAAACGAACAUGGAGCUGAACUGGCUAUGCUAUGAGGAUAUACUUGUUGAAACGGAAGAGGGGUGGAAAAUCAAAUCAUAUGAGCAACUGAAAGAAAGGGGUAUUGGAUGGUUGCAGUACUACCAGAUCCAAGACUUGUUCAAAAAAGACAAUAAAAUUUAUGGGUUUGAGACUACUAAAUCUAAAUUCCAGGAAAUAAUGCAAAGUAAACAUAAAUCGCUAACAAAAAUGUACGACCUUCUUCUAGACUGGUAUACAAAGGACGAAGCCACCCAAGAGUGCAUGAUUAAAUGGGCAAUAGAUUUAGGCCACAAUAUUAACAUCGAUCAAUGUAGAGUGAUAGAGAACUAUCAGCAUCUUCUGGCUUUGGCUUUUGCGGCAAAGGAGGUUAACGAAAACCCCCAGAUUUUACCCAAUAUUUCACUGGGAUUCAAUAUUUAUGAUAACACUUUGGAUGCUAGCUGGGCCUAUCCUGCUGCAAUGCACUUUAUUUCACCAAAGGACAGACUUCUCCCCAAUUUUAAGUGUGGGACCCAUGAAAAUUUAUUGACUAUCACUGAGGAUAUUACUUAUUUCUACUUUCCUAUACCACAAAUAUUUGCUAUCUACAAGAUUCCUCAGCUCAUAUAUGAUUCUGCUUCAAUCAUGCUGGAGAACAGCGAAAUCCCUUCCUUCUACAAAAUGCUUCCAAAGAGACUUGAUCAGUUCAGGGGGAUUCUCAAAUUACUUGACCAUUUCCAAUGGAGAUGGAUUGGAUUGUUUGCUGCAGAUGGAAUGACUUUACAAUGGUUCAUACAAAAGAUGAUACCAGAAUUUUCCAAUCAUAGUAUUUGUUUUGCAUUUCUUGAUUCAUUCACCAGUUUUGAAUAUGAUAUUGAGAAAAGAAAUUAUAUCAGAAGUACAGUGUACUUGUCUGAUAAGAUCAUGAACAGCAAAGUCAAUGUCUUGGUCUUCCAUGGAGAGACUAGAAAUAUGUGCCUUUGGAGACAUCUUCUACACCUAGGAAUCAAGGCCCAAAUGCAAAAUCCAAAAGGAAAAGUCUUUAUUCUGACAAUCGGGAUGGAGUUAAAGACGUACCUCUUCAAUCCUAUCUUAGAUAUGCGAUAUAUCUCUGGAGCUUUAUCAUUUGCACUUCAGUCUAAUGAACUUCAAGGAUUCAGACAAUUUAUUCAGAACAGAAACCCUUCUAAUGCUGAAGGAGAUACUUUUAUUAAAGAUUUCUGGACAGAUCAAUUUCGCUGUAUAUCCCAGGACAUUGUUCUGGACCGUUUUGUAUUGGGUAAUUACUCUGGGAGAGCUUGCACUGGAGAGGAGAAACUCGAGAGCCUUCCUGAGCACGUCUUCCCAAGGAGUGUAACAGGCCAGAGCUACAGCUUUUACAAUAGUGUCUAUAUCGUGGCUCAUGCCUUACAUGUCAUGAUUUCAUCCAGAUCCAGAAGGAGAUUGGGGAUGAAGAGAGAAAGAUGGAGCCUUCAUAAUCAUGAGCCAUGGCAGCUCUACCAUUUUUUGAAAGCUGUGUCAUUUAACAACACUGUUGCGGAGAAGAUUUCCUUUGACCAGGAUGGGGAGCUCAUUCAAAAGUAUGACAUUAUCAAUUUGGUCACAUAUCCAAACCAAUCUUUCAAUAAAGUGAAAGUUGGAAGGAUGGAUCCCCAAGCUCCUCCUGACGAACUCUUGAGCAUCAAAGAGGAUGCAAUAGUGUGGCCCAGCAGGUUCAAUCAGACACGGCCUGUUGCUUUGUGUAAUCCCAAGUGCCCGACCGGUUAUAGGAAGAAAAGCAAGGAGGGGGAGUCCUUCUGCUGUUAUGACUGCAUUGUCUGCCCCCAAGGGUGGAUAUCAGAGCAUGAAGAUAUGCCUGUGUGUUCAAAAUGUCCGGAUGAUCAAUAUGCAAACAAGAGACAGAAUGCAUGUAUUCCCAAGACUGUAACCUUCUUAUCUUAUGAAGAACCUUUGGGUAUCAGUUUAACGAUUUCUGCCAUUUCAUUUUCCAUUAUCACAGUUCUGAUGCUAAGAAUAUUUUUGAGGCAUCAUGAGACUCCCAUAGUUAAAGCCAACAACAGGGGCCUGACCUACACUCUCCUCAUCUCCCUCCUACUCUGCUUCCUUUCUGCACUCCUGUUUAUCGGCAGACCUGACAAGGUGACAUGUUUUCUGCGCCAAACUGCCUUUGGCCUUGUGUUCACAAUGGCUAUGUCUUCUGUGCUGGCCAAAACCAUCACUGUGGUUCUCAUUUUCAUGGCCACACAGCCUGGAUCCAGGAUGAAGAAGUGGGUGGGGAAAAGCCUGGCCAGCUCCAUUGUGGUUUCUUGCUCCAUUCUCCAAGGAGGCAUCUGCCUGGUGUGGCUUUCCACCUCUCCUCCAUUCCCAGAUAGUGACGCCCAGUCAAUGACUGAGGAGAUUGUAUUGCAAUGUAACGAGUCUUCCCCAAUCAUGUUUUACUGUGUCCUGAGCUAUAUGGGCUUGCUAGCUAUGGCCAGCUUCACUGUAGCUUUCUUUGCCCGGAACUUGCCUGACAGUUUCAAUGAAGCCAAGUUCAUCACUUUCAGCAUGUUGGUGUUUUGCAGUGUUUGGUUGUCCUUUGUUCCAACUUACUUGAGCACCAAAGGGAAAUACAUGGUGGCUGUGGAGAUCUUCUCCAUCUUAGCCUCCAGUGCUGGGUUGCUGACUUGCAUCUUCUUCCCCAAAUGCUACAUUAUCUUGUUGAGGCCUGAGCUGAACAAAAGGGAGCAGCUAAUAAGGAGAGGAAAACACUGA
Messenger RNA from Zootoca vivipara (common lizard), 4278 nucleotides. The record is from RefSeq and is a predicted model, not a curated record. NCBI's taxonomy places the organism in Eukaryota, Metazoa, Chordata, Lepidosauria, Squamata, Lacertidae.